Messenger RNA from Exserohilum turcica Et28A, 867 nucleotides. RefSeq lists its product as uncharacterized. Gene Ontology annotation, molecular function: inorganic diphosphate phosphatase activity; magnesium ion binding. Gene Ontology annotation, cellular component: nucleus; cytoplasm. The transcript is spliced from 4 exons. Gene Ontology annotation, biological process: phosphate-containing compound metabolic process. The record is from RefSeq and is a predicted model, not a curated record. Bases 1 to 867 code for a protein of 288 amino acids. NCBI's taxonomy places the organism in Eukaryota, Fungi, Ascomycota, Dothideomycetes, Pleosporales, Pleosporaceae.
AUGUCUUACACCACCCGCAAAGUGGCCGCCGCCAACACGCUCGAGCACCGCAUCUUCAUCGAGAAGGACGGUCAGGUCGUCUCGCCAUGGCACGACAUCCCGCUCUACGCCAACGAGCAGCAGACGGUCCUCAACAUGGUUGUUGAGGUGCCCCGCUGGACCAACGCAAAGAUGGAGAUCUCCAAGGAGGAGCAGCUCAACCCCAUCAAGCAGGACAUCAAGAAGGGCAAGCUCCGCUACGUGAGGAACUGCUUCCCCCACAAGGGCUACCUCUGGAACUACGGCGCCUUCCCCCAGACAUGGGAGGACCCCAAUGUUGUCCACCAAGAGACCAAGGCCAAGGGCGAUAACGACCCAUUGGACGUGUGCGAGAUUGGCGAGCUGGUCGCCAAGCCCGGUGAGGUCAUCCAGGUCAAGGUCCUCGGUGUCAUGGCUCUGCUCGACGAGGGCGAGACCGACUGGAAGAUCAUGGUGAUCAACGUCAACGACCCCUUGGCGCCCAAGCUCAACGACGUCGAGGACGUUGAGCGCCACCUGCCCGGCCUCCUCCGCGCCACCAACGAGUGGUUCCGUAUCUACAAGAUCCCAGACGGCAAGCCCGAGAACCAGUUUGCCUUUUCCGGCGAGUGCAAGAACAAGAAGUACGCCAUGGACAUUGUCCGCGAGUGUGCUGAGGCUUGGGAGAAGCUCAUCACGGGCAAGACGCCCAAGGACGAGAUCAGCCUGGCCAACACUACCGUGUCUACCUCUGCUGACCGCGUCGACCCCAGCUCGCUCAACAUUCCUGCUGGCGAGAACAAGGCCCCCGCCCCCAUUGACCCCAGCAUCGACAAGUGGUUCUACAUAUCUGGUGCUCCUUCCAACUAG